This is a messenger RNA of Salvelinus fontinalis (brook trout), 18058 nucleotides long. Its product is annotated as ankyrin-2-like. The transcript has 49 exons. Gene Ontology annotation, biological process: regulation of cardiac muscle contraction; protein localization to T-tubule; signal transduction. Lineage: Eukaryota; Metazoa; Chordata; Actinopteri; Salmoniformes; Salmonidae. The coding region runs from base 674 to 11386 and encodes 3570 amino acids. The record is from RefSeq and is a predicted model, not a curated record. Gene Ontology annotation, molecular function: protein binding. Gene Ontology annotation, cellular component: T-tubule.
UGGGAUAACUGACAGACAGAUCCCAAACCUGAAGCUUCUCACAGCAGCUGGAUCUGUCUAUCUUUCUCUCUCUCUCUCUCUCGUUCUCUCUCUCUCUCUCUCUCUCUCUCGCUCUCUCUCUGCCUGUCAGCUUACCUCUGGUGGCGUGUAUCAGACCCGCCCCCUCCUCUCACUCUCCCUCUCUCUCUCUCGCUCUCUCUCUGCCUGUCAGCUUACCUCUGGUGGCGUGUAUCAGACCCGCCCCCUCCUCUCGCUCUCCCUCUCUCUCUCUCGCUCUCUCUCCCUAUCUAUCUCUCCCUCUUUCUAUCCACACACAAACACACAGUCCAAACAUCAGAUGCAGAGUUCCGGGGAGUGGGGCUCUGAAUGUAGAUCAGGACCAGUUCAUAUGUGUUGGUGGUCGUAGCUGGAGGCAUAGAGGACUAGUGGCUACACCUCUCUCUUUCUCUCUUCAUUCCGUCCUCCUCUGCUUUCCCGCAGAGUUGUGGGAGCAGACGGCUCGGCUUCAACGUUUUCCUGCUCUCAGCGGAAAGUCACCCGCUGGGAAUCAAUUCAUUUUAACCCUUCGCUGGCGCUACUUCUCUUUGGGACUCUGGGAGUCUUCGGGGGAAUUUUAAAGGAGGUUUGGGUUGAUUUUGUCUGGAAUCACUGUAGUAGGAGGUAGCAGGCAGCCAUGGCGCAUGCCGCUGCCCACAUUAAGAAGUCCAGAGUGGAGCUGGUGGAGCAGCAGGGUCCUGACCUGAAGGCUCUGGAGAAAGCCCGUCAGAGGAGGAUACGUUCCCGGGAACGGGCCGAGCGCAAACGCAAGUCGGACAGCAACACCAGCUUCCUGCGAGCGGCAAGGGCGGGGAACAUCGACAAGGUUCUGGAGUACCUGAAGGGUGGAGUGAACAUCAGUACCUGCAAUCAGAAUGGACUCAACGCGUUGCACCUGGCAGCUAAGGAGGGCCAUGUGGAGCUGGUCCAGGAGCUGCUGGAGAGAGGCUCGGCUGUGGACUCGUCCACCAAGAAAGGGAACACAGCCCUCCACAUUGCCUCUCUGGCCGGACAGGCAGACGUAGUGAAGAUGCUGGUGAAGCAGGGAGCAGAAAUUAACUCUCAGUCUCAGAAUGGCUUCACUCCUCUGUACAUGGCUGCUCAGGAGAACCAUAUAGAUGUGGUACGUUACCUUCUGGAGAACGGAGGUAACCAGGGCACCGCCACAGAGGAUGGCUUCACCCCCCUGGCCAUCGCUCUCCAGCAGGGCCACAACCAGGUGGUGUCCGUCCUGCUGGAGAACGACACCAAGGGCAAGGUGCGGCUGCCCGCCCUGCACAUCGCCGCCCGCAAGGACGACACCAAGUCAGCAGCGCUGCUCCUCCAGAACGACCACAACGCCGACGUCCAGUCCAAGAUGAUGGUCAAUAGGACUACGGAGAGUGGAUUCACGCCACUGCAUAUCGCUGCCCACUAUGGAAACGUGAACGUGUCCACAUUACUGCUGAACCGUGGGGCGGCUGUGGACUUCACAGCCAGGAAUGGGAUCACUCCCCUCCACGUGGCCUCCAAGCGUGGUAACACUAACAUGGUGCGCCUCCUACUGGACAGGGGGUCUCAGAUCGACGCUAAGACUAGGGACGGCCUCACACCUCUACACUGUGCAGCCAGGAGUGGACAUGACCCAGCAGUGGAGCUAUUGCUGGAGAGAGGAGCACCUAUGCUGGCUAGGACCAAGAACGGUCUGUCUCCUCUCCACAUGUCGUCUCAGGGUGACCACGUAGAGUGUGUCAAGCACCUGCUGCAGCACAAGGCGCCUGUUGAUGAUGUCACACUGGACUACCUGACGGCGCUGCACGUCGCCGCCCACUGCGGUCACUACAGAGUCACCAAGCUGCUGCUGGACAAGAGGGCCAACCCCAACGCUCGAGCGCUGAAUGGUUUCACCCCGCUGCACAUCGCCUGUAAGAAGAACCGAGUGAAGGUGAUGGAGCUGCUGGUCAAGUAUGGAGCAUCUAUCCAGGCCAUGACAGAGUCUGGCCUGACUCCCGUUCACGUAGCAGCCUUCAUGGGUCACCUCAACAUCGUCCUGCUGCUGCUACAGAACGGAGCCUCGCCUGACAUUAGCAACAUUCGUGGGGAGACUGCUCUACACAUGGCAUCCAGGGCAGGACAAGUGGAGGUGGUGCGCUGUCUGCUGAGGAACGGAGCCAUGGUGGACGCUAGAGCCAGAGAGGACCAGACACCCCUCCACAUCGCGUCUCGUCUGGGGAAGACUGAGAUAGUCCAGUUGCUACUGCAGCAUAUGGCCCACCCUGACGCCUCCACUACUAACGGAUACACACCUCUCCACAUCUCAGCGAGGGAGGGACAGCUGGACGUGGCUUCAGUACUGCUGGAGGCAGGCGCCUCACACUCGCUGGCUACUAAGAAAGGAUUCACUCCCCUUCAUGUGGCAUCCAAGUACGGAAGCCUGGAUGUGGUCAAACUUCUCCUGAAAAAAACAGCUCCCCCUGAUUCUGCUGGGAAGAACGGCCUCACACCUCUCCAUGUCGCAGCACAUUAUGAUCACCAGAAGGUGGCGCUCCUGCUUUUGGACAAAGGGGCCUCCCCCCACACCACGGCCAAGAAUGGCUACACCCCACUCCACAUUGCGGCGAAGAAGAACCAGAUGGACAUAGCGGUGGUACUGCUGCAGUACGGGGCGGACACCAACAUCCUAACCAAGCAGGGGGUCACCCCUCUACACCUGGCCUCACAGGAGGGGCACGCUGACAUGGCCGCCCUGCUCAUCGAGAAGGGGACUGAAGUCAACGUCCCCACCAAGAGUGGCCUCACCUCCCUCCAUCUUGCUGCCCAGGAGGACAAGGUGGUUGUCAGUGAGAUACUGGCUACAAAUGGAGCCAACCUGGACCAGCAAACUAAGUUGGGCUACACUCCACUGAUUGUAGCGUGUCACUAUGGAAACGCCAAGAUGGUCAACUUCCUCUUACAGAACGGAGCUAGCGUCAACGCCAAGACCAAGAAUGGGUACACUCCCCUCCACCAAGCAGCACAGCAAGGAAACACACACAUCAUCAAUCUACUGCUGCAGAAUGGAGCUAAGCCCAACAACAUCACCGUGAAUGGUAACACAGCUCUGGCCAUCGCCCGGCGACUGGGCUACAUCUCUGUGGUGGACACACUCAAGGUGGUCACCGAGGAGAUCAUUACCUCGACAACCACGGUAACAGAGAAACACAAGAUGAACGUUCCUGAGACCAUGACUGAAGUCCUGGAUGUCUCUGAUGAGGAGGGUGAUGACACUAUGACAGGGGACGGAGGGGAGUAUCUGAGGGCAGAGGACCUGAGGGAGCUGGGGGAUGACUCCCUGCCUGGACAGUACCUGGAUGGGAUGAACUACCUGCGCUUUAGCCUGGAGGGGGGCCGCUCUGACAGUCGAAUCCAAAGUUUGGACAGGUCCUACACUCCCAGUCACCACGGUUACUACUCUCCCAAACAGGACAGCCUGAUGGACGAGAUGUUAACCGGCCAAAACGUGUCGUCUCUUGCCAGGGAAAAUGAGAAGGACUCGUACCGUCUGAGCUGGGGCACAGAAAACCUGGACAAUGUGGCACUGUCUUCCAGCCCCAUCCACUCUGGACGUUCCUCUCCGUGCCAUGAUCAUGGCGACAGCAGCUUCCUGGUUAGCUUCAUGGUUGACGCCAGGGGCGGAGCCAUGCGGGGUUGCCGCCACAACGGCCUGCGCAUCAUCAUCCCACCGCGGAAGUGCAGCGCUCCCACGCGGGUGACCUGCCGGCUGGUAAAGAGGCACCGCCUGGCCACCAUGCCUCCCAUGGUGGAGGGAGAGGGCCUGGCCAGCAGGCUGAUCGAGGUGGGGCCUGUCGGAGCCCAGUUCCUCGGUAAACUACACCUUCCCACUGCCCCGCCCCCUCUUAACGAGGGCGAAAGCCUCGUUAGCCGCAUCCUGCAGCUCGGGCCACCCGGGACAAAAUUCCUCGGGCCUGUGCUGGUGGAGAUCCCUCACUUCGCUGCCCUGAGGGGGAAGGAGAGGGAGCUGGUGAUCUUACGCAGUGAGACAGGAGAGAGCUGGAAGGAGCACCACUGUGAACACACCGGGGAGGAACUUAACCAGAUCCUCAACGGCAUGGACGAGGAACUGGACCCUCCAGAAGAGCUGGAGAAGAAGCGUAUCUGCCGCAUCAUCACCAGGGACUUCCCCCAGUACUUUGCUGUGGUGUCCCGGGUCAAGCAGGACAGUAGCCUGAUCGGUCCAGAGGGGGGCAUCCUGAGCAGCACGGUGAUGCCUCAGGUCCAAGCUGUCUUCCCAGAGGGAGCCCUCACCAAGAGGAUCAGAGUGGGACUGCAGGCUCAGCCAAUGAAUGUGGACAUGGUGAGGAAGCUCCUGGGAAACAAGGCGACGUUCAGCCCCAUUGUGACCCUGGAGCCCCGGAGAAGGAAAUUCCAUAAACCCAUAACCAUGACCAUCCCUAUCCCCAAGAGUAACACUGACCCUGUGGUCAAUGGCUUCGGCGGGGACCAGCCCACCCUGCGCCUGCUUUGUAGUAUCACAGGUGGAACGACACCAGCCCAAUGGGAGGACAUUACAGGAACCACGCCCCUAACGUUCAUCAAUGACUGUGUCUCCUUCACGACCAACGUGUCGGCCAGGUUCUGGCUGAUAGACUGUCGGCAGGUGCAGGAGUCGGUCAGUUUCUCCACUUCAGUCUACAGGGAGACCAUCUGCGUUCCCUACAUGGCCAAGUUCGUUAUCUUCGCAAAGACCCACGACCCCAUAGAGGCGCGGCUCCGCUGCUUCUGCAUGACGGACGACAAGAUGGACAAAACCUUGGAACAGCAGGAGAACUUCACUGAGGUGGCCAGAAGCAGAGACGUAGAGGUCCUAGAGGGUAAACCCAUUUAUGCAGACUGCUUCGGCAACCUGGUCCCUCUCACCAAGAGUGGCCAGCACCACCUCUUCAGCUUCUUUGCUUUCAAAGAGAACAGGCUGGCACUCUUUAUCAAGAUCCGAGACAACACUCAGGAUCCGUGUGGCCGUCUGUCCUUUAUGAAAGAGCCCAGGUCUUAUAGAAGUCUGGCCCACAACGCUAUAUGCAACCUGAACAUCACACUACCAUACUACUCAAAGGAAUCUGAUUCCGACCAAGAGGCUGAGGAAGAGAUCAGCAGGACGCUCGAGAAAUAUGACGAAGACACUACGUCGACGACAGUCCAGAAAAGAGAUCCGGACCUUCUCUCCGAUGUGUCUGAGCUGAAACAAGACCUGAUCAAAAUGUCAGCCAUCCUAACCACGGAUUCCACUGACAAAUCCAGUUCUCUGGAAGUGAGCGGUCUGGAGAAAGGGGCUGAGGAGGUUCAGGGCGAGCCGUUUGAAAUCAUGGAGAAGGUCAAAGAGGAUUUGGAGAAAGUGGGCAAGAUACUCAGGAGUGGAACAUUGGAGGGUGAGGUAGCAGAGGGGGCAGCAAUAGCAGCCAGAAUGAAUGAAGAGUGGAUCCUCCUCUCAGACUGUGAUAUAGAGGAGGCCAAAAAGAUGUCUGCUUUAGAACCCCAGGAACCUAUUCUACAUGAAGUCAGAGUCAACAGAGGGAUUCCCAGACCUAAAGCCAUCAAAGACGUGUCUGGCAUGAUCACACACCUGACUGGUGAACUCAAAGAAUAUCUCCUGGAUGUACCUGAGGGCUCCAGUGCAGCAGCUCAGGAGGAUGUGGUCCAAGAGAAAUUCACAGAGGUCGUCCUGCGCAAAGGCAUGAAAAGAACCACAACGACAAUAAUAACAACAGCUACAAUCAAAACUCCUGCUGUUGAACUCAAAAAGCCAGCCAGGAGGAAAGGAAAAGACCAGGAACAGGCGGAGGAAUAUACCUAUGGGGAUGCUCGCCUAAGUGCACCCACAGACCCUAAACCAGUGUCACCUGUGUCCCCAGUAGUUGAGGAGACCCCCAUUGGGUCCAUAAAAGACAAAGUCAAAGCCCUUCAGCAGAAAGUGGAGGCAGAGCAGAAGGGUCAAAAGCCAACUAGCACCAAACCCUCAAAGGUUGCUGUGGAGAGCAAAAUCCCUCAAAGGACCGAAGAAACAACCCUUAAAUUGAAACAGAGCCCCUCAAAACAGGACACCGCUAAACAGGGCCCCCCUGAGUCCCCCAAAACUGAGUCUGAGAAGCUGCAGGAGACUAUGUCAGUAAGGGAGCUCAUGCGAUCCUUCCAAAAGGGGCAGGACCCCUCAAAGAGAAAGUCUGGACUUUUCGAGCUCAAAACCCACACCUCUACAGAGCAUGAAACAACAGAAUCAGAAUUACAGCCCAAACAGUCAAAAUCCACUAUCAAAGCCACCACAAUUCGUUACGAACGGGAAGUAUCACUGGACGUCAUUCCUGGCGAGCACCACAGAGAGAAAGAUGAGCAAAUUAGCCCACACAGAAAGCACUCCAAAGACUUUGGUGCUGAAAUUAAAGCAGAGCUUGAGGACAAUCGAGAGUACCAACAGUUUAAGCAGACCUCUGUAGAGGGUAGUCCUGCUGCCCAGCCAGACCUAACUGAAACCGUAGAGUUUCUGAAAAUUUCCCUCUAUGAUAGCUCUGAUAGUUUGAAACAUGAGGGCGUGGCAGACUCUCCCAGUGCAAGCCUGGGUGAUGGUAGUCCUCCUCACCUUAGCUCAGAGGAUAGCCUCAAACACGAGGGCUUAGCCACCCCUGGAACAAGCCCUGACAGUCUCUCCCUCUCUCCCAAAAACGCUGACCAGUCCACUAAAAACUCAACAGCUGCUACUAUAGCUGUCACAGGUGACAAUAAAACCAAGGACAAGUCUGGAGACUCCGGUGUGGGGACCAUUGAUGACCAGCCAUUAACGGAAAUGACCCUCCCUGUCUCUCCCAGUGAGGCUGCAGACGACCGCACCACGAGUGAGUCCAUAUCUUUUCAGACGGGCGAGUCUAAGCCAUCUAAACCAAGAAAGCUUACAAAGAGAGUUUCAGAGACUUUAGAGAGCUUCAUUAGUGAUGAGGAGAGCGCUGAUGACAAGCUAGCAUCAGCUUUAGCUACGACCCUUGCUUCUAGUGCCUCUACUCAGCAUCAAGGAAGCUUAGAAUUGCCUUUAAAAGACCCAGAUACCCUCAGUCCCUUAGCCGACGAAUCUUUAACCAUAAGCCACAGAGACUCUCUAGACGAGGAUAGUCCCCUCAUGGAAGACGACUCCUCCCAUAGGACCCCAGACUCCAUCGAGCCCAGCCCAACAAAGGAAUCCCCCUGUUGUGACUCCUUAGAAAGCAGCCCUAUAGAGCAGAAAACAUUCCCUCCCAUUCUAGAUCAACCCAGUGGGUCCUCUAGUCACCCAGAACCCUCCAAAGCCUCAGACUUCCCCCCAGAUGCGUUGCGUAGUAGGCUACUCAGGGACCAGGAGGCUAGUGCCAACGAUGAUGACAGUAUCGAGCAGACUUCGUCCCAGAUGGAAAGUUCUGGUAAGAGUCCCCUCUCCCCCGACACCCCUAGUUCUGAAGAGGUAAGUUAUGAGGUAAACCCCAAAACCCCCGACCACAUGUACCUAUCAGUGGUGUCCAUACCAGCUUUCAUCCCCGAAUACUCAGAGGAAGAGGAUGAUGAGGCAGAAGCACAGAGGAAAUUCAUCCCAGAGGAUGAGAUGUUUAAAAUGUCAGUCAAAAAAAAAACAUUUGAGGAAGUGGACCAGGACACCAGAGCCAAAAAGAACUCUAGAAAAUAUAUCAUUGCCUUAGCGGGUGACGAAGCAGGGGAUGAUAGCUUCAAAACAGUUGAACUAGAGUCCGCAAAUGAGAGUGGGCUCAAUAGGGCCAAGGAGACCUCAGAGUUAGCUCUUUCUGUUGAAUCCCUUAUUAAAGUACAACCUCCCUCUCCUUUUCCAGCAGGUGUGCAUGAAGGAAUCCACCACACAGAAGCCAAGAGCACAGCUACAAUGGUAGCAGUGGAGGGACCUCAAUCUGUCUCAGAGCAGCAUGUCCCACAAUCAGUUCAGUCACGCAAAGACAUGGAUGACACGGAAGACAGUUUAGCUAAAACGGUUACCGUGUCUUCCAGCUCUGAGGGGGCUGCAAACAUAACCGAUGAGCAGAAGGAGGAAAGCUUGAGGAAAUCAAGGGAAAGCCAGGAGGAUGAUGGGGGAGGGAAAGAAUCAGAUGCAGGCAGUCUGCAGACAGCUGCUGUAAAAGCUCCCUGUCAAAUAGAGAGUAAUAUAACUGACGAAGUGAAAGGAGAUCACAGGAGACACUCAGGAGCCCCUGAGGUAGAAACGUCCUCCACUGCUGUCAUUGGACAAGUGAGGGAAACAUUCAAACCUGAGAUCUGUAUCUACGAUGACACAGAGGAAGAUGAUGAGGAAGAGGAACCUCCCAGAACCGAGUCAAAGGGUGUAACCGCCAGAGCGGAGGCAGACCCUUGGAGUGCCAUGCGCGAAGACGAUGAUGCUUUUGCGGCCCGCGUCAAAGAGGAAGAGCAGAAGAUCUUGGGUCUGAUUGUAGAUCGGCAGUCCCAGGGGGCAACCCCGGACACCACCCCAGGAAGGAGCCCCACGGAGGAAAGCACGCCAACCAGCGAGCCCAAUCCAUUCCUCUUCCAAGAGGGGAAGCUCUUUGAGAUGACUCGGAGCGGAGCUAUUGACAUGACCAAACGGAGCUAUGAGGACGAGGGCUUUGCCUUCUUCCAGAUAGGCGAGCAGCCCCUAGAGGAGGCGCUAGCUGAACAGGUCAGAGAUGAGCCAGGAGUUGGAGGAGUCCAAACAGAAAGUGAAGUCGGACUCAACCUGACCCUGCAAAUAAAAGUGGAGGAAGACGAGGAACAGGCGAAAGAUGCUUCAGAUUCCACACACCGUGCCUCGACAGAGGACGAUCAGAAAGGUAGUGAAGCUGCAGCAGCCCCCCCCUCAAAAUCAGAUGCUUCUAAGUCUAGAAUCCCUAAAAUGGGUCUUUCUGCCUCAGCUAAGACCACUAAGAAGGACAAAGACCCAGUAUCACCAGUGUCUCCUGAAACUUUAGAGGUAAAACCAGACAUAAUUGUAGAGGAGACCCCCCUAGAGGUAGAAACUAGUUCCCUCAAUCCAAUGAUAACAGAUGUUGAGACAGCAGUAACCACUGUCACUCGAUCAGUGUACCCAGAACAGGACCAAGAGUCCUCUGACUCCUCUCCAGAGGAGCAGCAUUCGGUCAUAGAACUCCCCCAAACCACAGAAAAGACCAAAACCCCAACUUCUACUGAAAACGUUCCAAAGAUCCCAACUAAAACCCCAGCCAAGGCUGGCCCCCAAAGUCAGGUUAAAACUGCUUCCUCCUUUACAUCCCCUGCAUCCCCCUCUUCAGCUAGUCCUAAAAAAGAGUCUCCCGCUUUAGAGUCCAAAUCGAGAAUACCUGUCAAGGGCAAGGCUAGCCCUGUCAAGCCUGAGCCAUCAGUUAAACGUACUGAGUCAUCCCAGGACACAAAGCUCAAGGUCCCAGUAAAAAAGGACUUGAGGAGAAAGUCUGAGACAGAUACAGGUCCCUCUGCUGUACCCAAAACCAAGACGCCGUCUUCCAAAGCCAAGAGCUUCUGUGAGGCAGACAAGUCAUCACCUAAAAAGGACCUGGGUCGUCCCAUGAGCGAAGACUACUCCAUCAAGCCAAAGUCAGGCUUUGGUUUCCAAUCUAGGCUGCCAGUUAGAGGCAAGCUUGGUCAGACAUCUCACACUUCCACCCCCGCCAAAGACAAAAGCGAGUUGCGCAAGAAGUCUAUAGAGUUUGUUGAUAAGAUUAGCGACGAAGUUGCUAAGCUAGUUGAGAGAAUUCCUCAGGACGAGAAAAACAAAGAGCAGAAGGCUGCUGUCUCGGAUGACGAGAGCAGCGGCAUAGACCCCUCUGUCAUAGAGAGGGAGACUUUUCCCGAAAUACCGUUCCCUGCUUCUGGAGAUGUCUAUCCCAUUAGACCCCUGUGGGAUGACCCUGUUGACACGCAGAUGCAACGAAUUCCCGACGAGACAGUCAGAAGUCAAGUAGAUUCCCAGGAUGAAGCCGAGAGGAAAGAGGAACGGUUGGAAAUAACAGCAGACCACCUGGGCUUCAGUUGGACGGAGCUGGCUCGAGAACUGGAGUUCAGUGAGGAGAAGGUCAAUCUAAUAAGGCUUGAGAACCCCAAUUCACUACAGGACCAAAGCCACGCCCUGCUGAAGCUCUGGACUGACAGGGAGGGUAAAAAUGUCACAGAAACAUCACUGAUCAAAAGACUAACCAAAAUCAACAGAAUGGACAUUGUCCACCUCAUCGAAACCAAGAUGGUCAAGUCCACCCAGGACACAUCACACACCUAUGCAGAGAUUGAGAGGACCAUUGCAUUGGAUCACAGUGAAGGUUUCUCUGCCCUCCAUGAGGACGUAGACAGUCCCCGGCCAGGCAGGCGUACAGACAGCACCCCCAGUGGGCCAGGGUCCAGGCAGGGGCCCCUCGUGGUGUCAGAGGAGGACCUCUCCUCCAGCAUGUCGUCACAUCACGAGACUUCAGGGCGGGUGGAGACAGACGAAUCAGUAACAGGCCUCCUGAGACACGUCCAGAAGGAGAAGCUGCAGAAAGAGAUGGAUUCGACACAUUCUGUGGGCGGUACAUCAGAUAUUGGACCGGAGAAGGCUGAGUCACUAUAUAUGGGCACUUUCAAACAAGCGGAUGACCUGCCGGACAUCCCUCCCCAGACAGUCACAGAAGAACAGUACAUGGAUGAGCAAGGAAACAUGGUAGUCAAGAAGAUCACACGGAAGGUGAUCCGUAAGUACUUCUCUCCAGACGGCGUGGAGAGAGAGGAGGUGACAGUGCAGGGAUCUCAGCAGGAGAAGGUCAGCGUGGAGGAGGGAGAUGCCUUCUCCAAGGUGGUGAAGAGGACAGUGGUCCGGAGUGAGGGAGAUCAGACUGAGUUGACCUUCUCGGAGCCCCUUGCCCUGGGGGCCACCACGGCCUCGGAGAUCGAGUCAAAGCAGGCGCAGGGUCGAAAGGUCAGCAAGGUGGUCAAGACGACGGUGGUGAGGGGCGAGAGGAUGGAGAAGCAGACGGGUGACCCCUCGCUGGCCGCAGACCUCCCCUCGGCCAAAGAGGACUUUGAGAAGGCAUUGAGUUAUGCUGGAGGCUUUGGGAAAAUUCAUCUUCCCCAUUUAGUAGAGAAAGAGGUUGUGAAGGAGGACGGUUCUGUUGUCAAAAGAACGCAGAUGCGUAAGUCUCGUACCCAGAAGAAGACUGUGGCGAUGGAUGCCCAGGGUAAGCAUGUGCACCUGGAGCGGCUGGACGACACCCCAGAGACCCUGCAACCCGAUGCCCUUCAGCGACACCUGCACCUGCUGCUCCAACGCUAUUGCGCCAAGGAGGAGGAGGGAGGAGAGAAGGAGGAAGAGGAGGAGAGGAGAAAGAAGAAGUGAUGGGCUUUUUUGAUUUGCUGGCUGAGUUUUGUGUCUUCCCUUUUGGCCUUGCCCCCAAUGCUACAUAAGCCUCCUAUCCACAAAAAACCUAUGAAGUCUUGUAAGCUAAUCUCUGACCCCUCGAUGACCCCUAACGACACUUAACCUUUACCGCCCAGCCAGACUUCCCCUGCUAAAGACACUGGAUUGCGUUUUUCCCUUUUGUAGCAAAUAAUGAAACAAUUAUUAUUUAAUUUUUUUGUUUUUGACUUGUUUCCAUAAUUUUUUUUGCUCAUUUUGUGACCAAAGAUGGCACCCCCUUUCUCGUCGGGUGACUUAGAAUAUUUUUUUUGUCGUUAUCCUUUUGUUUGGUUCUUAAAGUUUUUGGCUGCUGUGGUACAAUAAAAAAAACAACACAAAACAAAUGGUAGGAAUGAAAACAGGAAACGUAUGAAGAGGGUGCACCUCGCACGUUAGCCUCAUGGAGAGGCCUCUUUCUGAAGGAACGAUUGUAAACAUUUGUAAAUAGAGAAGACUGGUAGAAAACAAAACAAAACAGCAAUUCAAAAGCAUUUGUUAUAUUUGUCCCACGGUACCUGCUGUACACGUACGUGUACCAAUCUGUUAUGAGGUCAAGGGUGGCGGGUCUUAACACAUUUGACCCUUUUCAUCCGACUAUCAAGAGAUUGUUACAUAGGAGUCAGUUGUCAUAAACAGUUUUGGAGAGAUACUGUUUUAAAGGAGUGAAUGCCAUAGUCUUUCAUCAAGGACUUUUGAAUCAGAUGAGUGCAAAUACGCUGUGAUCUGAACCCCCAUUUUACUGAAGCAAAUCAUCCCCAUAUAACCCUCCACUACUGUUCAGUUUACAAAGUUGGCUCAAGGUGGUUACGUGUGUAAUGAUGUGGUGUUGUUUUUUUUUACGUGAGCUUUGUGAACACACGUUCAGCCCCAGCCCCAGGUACUGUCCCCAUCUCCCUGUUUUUCUCUGUCUGUUUCUGUAGUAUGGGUGUUGUGUAGUCAAACUUCCUUCUGAGCAGUACAUCAGACUGCUGCCACCUAUGUGUGUGCGCGCACGUAUGUAUGUGAGUGUGUUUGUGUGUUAGUUCAUAGUAUCCUCACCGACAUUGCGACCUGCCAUUUGCGAAAGAAAUGAUCCAGAAUGUUCUCUUUCCUUGUCCUUCAUGUACGCGCUUUUAUCUCCCAAUACUACACCUAUAGGUCAUAACACUAGGUACGUCACCUCUCCUUCCCUCCCAUUACUACACCUAUAGGUCAUAACACUAGGUACGUCACCCCUCCCUCCCAUUACUACACCUAUAGGUCAUAACACUAGGUACGUCACCCCUCCUUGCCUCCCAUUACUACACCUAUAGGUCAUAACACUAGGUACGUCACCUCUCCUUCCCUCCCAUUACUACACCUAUAGGUCAUAACACUAGGUACGUCACCCCUCCCUCCCAUUACUACACCUAUAGGUCAUAACACUAGGUACGUCACCCCUCCCUCCCAUUACUACACCUAUAGGUCAUAACACUAGGUACGUCGCCCCUCCCUCCCAUUACUACACCUAUAGGUCAUAACACUAGGUACGUCACCUCUCCUUCCCUCCCAUUACUACACCUAUAGGUCAUAACACUAGGUACGUCACCCCUCCCUCCCAUUACUACACCUAUAGGUCAUAACACUAGGUACGUCACCCCUCCCUCCCAUUACUACACCUAUAGGUCAUAACACUAGGUACGUCACCCCUCCUUCCCUCCCAUUACUACACCUAUAGGUCAUAACACUAGGUACGUCGCCCCUCCUUCCCUCCCAUUACUACACCUAUAGGUCAUAACACUAGGUACGUCACCCCUCCCUCCCAUUACUACACCUAUAGGUCAUAACACUAGGUACGUCGCCCCUCCUUCCCUCCCAUUACUACACCUAUAGGUCAUAACACUAGGUACGUCGCCCCUCCUUCCCUCCCUUUACUACACCUAUAGGUCAUAACACUAGGUACGUCGCCCCUCCUUCCCUCCCUUUACUACACCUAUAGGUCAUAACACUAGGUACGUCACCCCUCCUUCCCUCCCAUUACUACACCUAUAGGUCAUAACACUAGGUACGUCGCCCCUCCUUCCCUCCCUUUACUACACCUAUAGGUCAUAACACUAGGUACGUCGCCCCUCCUUCCCUCCCAUUACUACACCUAUAGGUCAUAACACUAGGUACGUCACCCCUCCCUCCCUCCCAUUACUACACCUAUAGGUCAUAACACUAGGUACGUCACCCCUCCCUCCCAUUACUACACCUAUAGGUCAUAACACUAGGUACGUCACCCCUCCCUCCCAUUACUACACCUAUAGGUCAUAACACUAGGUACGUCGCCCCUCCUUCCCUCCCAUUACUACACCUAUAGGUCAUAACACUAGGUACGUCACCCCUCCUUCCCUCCCAUUACUACACCUAUAGGUCAUAACACUAGGUACGUCACCCCUCCCUCCCAUUACUACACCUAUAGGUCAUAACACUAGGUACGUCGCCCCUCCUUCCCUCCCAUUACUACACCUAUAGGUCAUAACACUAGGUACGUCACCCCUCCCUCCCAUUACUACACCUAUAGGUCAUAACACUAGGUACGUCGCCCCUCCCUCCCUCCCAUUACUACACCUAUAGGUCAUAACACUAGGUACGUCACCCCUCCUUCCCUCCCAUUACUACACCUAUAGGUCAUAACACUAGGUACGUCGCCCCUCCCUCCCAUUACUACACCUAUAGGUCAUAACACUAGGUACGUCACCCCUCCUUCCCUCCCAUUACUACACCUAUAGGUCAUAACACUAGGUACGUCGCCCCUCCUUCCCUCCCUUUACUACACCUAUAGGUCAUAACACUAGGUACGUCACCCCUCCCUCCCUCCCAUUACUACACCUAUAGGUCAUAACACUAGGUACGUCGCCCCUCCUUCCCUCCCUUUACUACACCUAUAGGUCAUAACACUAGGUACGUCGCCCCUCCUUCCCUCCCAUUACUACACCUAUAGGUCAUAACACUAGGUACGUCGCCCCUCCUUCCCUCCCAUUACUACACCUAUAGGUCAUAACACUAGGUACGUCACCCCUCCUUCCCUCCCAUUACUACACCUAUAGGUCAUAACACUAGGUACGUCACCCCUCCCUCCCUCCCAUUACUACACCUAUAGGUCAUAACACUAGGUACGUCACCCCUCCCUCCCUCCCAUUACUACACCUAUAGGUCAUAACACUAGGUACGUCACCCCUCCCUCCCAUUACUACACCUAUAGGUCAUAACACUAGGUACGUCGCCCCUCCUUGCCUCCCAUUACUACACCUAUAGGUCAUAACACUAGGUACGUCGCCCCUCCCUCCCAUUACUACACCUAUAGGUCAUAACACUAGGUACGUCGCCCCUCCUUCCCUCCCAUUACUACACCUAUAGGUCAUAACACUAGGUACGUCACCCCUCCCUCCCAUUACUACACCUAUAGGUCAUAACACUAGGUACGUCACCCCUCCUUCCCUCCCAUUACUACACCUAUAGGUCAUAACACUAGGUACGUCACCUCUCCCUCCCAUUACUACACCUAUAGGUCAUAACACUAGGUACGUCGCCCCUCCUUGCCUCCCAUUACUACACCUAUAGGUCAUAACACUAGGUACGUCGCCCCUCCCUCCCAUUACUACACCUAUAGGUCAUAACACUAGGUACGUCGCCCCUCCUUCCCUCCCAUUACUACACCUAUAGGUCAUAACACUAGGUACGUCACCCCUCCCUCCCAUUACUACACCUAUAGGUCAUAACACUAGGUACGUCGCCCCUCCUUCCCUCCCUUUACUACACCUAUAGGUCAUAACACUAGGUACGUCGCCCCUCCUUCCCUCCCAUUACUACACCUAUAGGUCAUAACACUAGGUACGUCGCCUCUCCUUCCCUCCCAUUACUACACCUAUAGGUCAUAACACUAGGUACGUCGCCCCUCCUUCCCUCCCAUUACUACACCUAUAGGUCAUAACACUAGGUACGUCACCCCUCCCUCCCAUUACUACACCUAUAGGUCAUAACACUAGGUACGUCACCCCUCCCUCCCUCCCAUUACUACACCUAUAGGUCAUAACACUAGGUACGUCACCCCUCCCUCCCUCCCAUUACUACACCUAUAGGUCAUAACACUAGGUACGUCACCCCUCCCUCCCUCCCAUUACUACACCUAUAGGUCAUAACACUAGGUACGUCACCCCUCCCUCCCUCCCAUUACUACACCUAUAGGUCAUAACACUAGGUACGUCACCCCUCCCUCCCUCCCAUUACUACACCUAUAGGUCAUAACACUAGGUACGUCGCCCCUCCUUCCCUCCCAUUACUACACCUAUAGGUCAUAACACUAGGUACGUCACCUCUCCUUCCCUCCCUUUACUACACCUAUAGGUCAUAACACUAGGUACGUCGCCCCUCCUUCCCUCCCAUUACUACACCUAUAGGUCAUAACACUAGGUACGUCGCCCCUCCUUCCCUCCCAUGAGUCACUUGUGCGUGCCAUCUCACCCCUGUUAAUUUCCCCCUAUAAAUAACUUUGAUUAAAGGUAUACUCAGCGAUAUGACGUAGAUGCAUAAAGUCAACAUAGUGGGUCAAUAUCCACAACAACUAAGAGCGUUGAAGCGUGAGGCUCAACUUCUCUGCUGUUUUGGUCCUGUGGCUACCACUCUGUGAACAGCGUGAAGCGAACCCGUGCCCAUGCGCAGAUACUGUGUGUGACUGUGUGAGAGUGAAGUCUUGCAUCUCGCUCAUCCCAAUAUCUGCGGUGCUGCUCGUGGCAACAUCAUUUCAUUGAGUUUAAGCCUGUUAAGAUCGUAUAAGCAAGUACGGGACAGAGAGAGACCAGUGUUCUGUUUUAUUUGCUGUUGUUGAAUAGAUUUGUUUUCUGUUGUUGGUUUUAUGGUAUCCAAUAAAUGGCGAUAAGAUCAAAAGAUUGGCACAUCAUCUUGAGUUUCUGACAGAUUAUUUUUUGGUCUGACCUGCUUCGUGUUUGUAGCGUGGAGAUAGAAGAUCAUUUAUCAUUGGCCCUUUUACAUGCAUUAUUUCUUGCUCAAUGGUAUGUUUCCACAAUCUUGUUCUGAGGGCAGAUUGGUUGGAUGGCCAAGGGACGGAGCUUGAGCUAUAUGAUUGGUUGGAUGGGGCCAGGGGGUGGAGCUUGUGACAGGUGAAAGUCAAAUGAGAAAAGCAAAGCUAGUGGUAGGUUGGUGGAUGGAUGAACGAAUGGUGUUAAACGUGGUUUGUGACAUUAAGGUCCCUGGUUCAACUCCCCAUGCGUCGCUUCUUGUUUCCUAAACUAACUUCAUCUUAUUUUCAAAUGUUUUAUUUUACCCCUUUUUCUCAGUAUCCAAUUGGUAGUUACAGUGUUGUCUCAUCACUGCAACUCCCGUACGGACUCGGGAGAGGCAAAAGUCAAGAGCCAUGCAUCCUCUGAAACAUAACUCAACCAAGCCACACUGCCCACUUAACCCAGAAGCACCAAUGUGUCAGAGGAAACACUGUACACCUGGUGACUAUGUCAGCAUGCACUGCAUCUGGCCCAUCACAGGAGUCACUAGUGCACAAAGACAAUAGUCAAACCCGCCUCCAUUGUGUGCCACCCCAUGGGUCUUCCAGCUGUGACAGAGCCUGGACUCAAACCCAGAAUCUCUAGUAGCACAGCUAGCUCUGCCUGCACCACUCGGGAGUCCAGCUAGCUCUGCUAGCUCUAGGCACAGCUAGCUCUGCCUAGACCACUGCACCACUCGGGAGUCCACAUCACUUUAAAAAGUAAACUGUGCAUCAUUUCUUUUGACUGGUUAGAUUCAAAAGACCCAAACUUCCAGCUGAAGGUGUGUGCCUGAGUGGCAGAGGGUAUAAGACAUAGGUUGUCAUACAGAAGGUGCCUAGUUCAAAUCCUGGUGUAUCUUUUGUUUCCUUCACAUUUCUUGCCUAAACGUUCUGCCAUCAGAACAAGCUCCACUGUUAAAUACCAUCCAAGCAAUAUCAUUGUGAUUUUGGCUCCCACAGACUUGCAAGGCCUAUUCAUUUCAACUGGUAUACAUGGGGGUGGAGUAAACACGGAGCAGUCUUUGCCAAGUUUCAUUUUGUUUCUCCGUAUUUAUUAUGUCCAGCCAUGCUCCUCCUCUCCUCCUCCAGUGUGCGGAGACAUGAGUGUGUUUUAUGUGUGUGUAAGUUGAAGAUGGGAAAGGGAAUUUCAAUUAAAACUCUUCGACCGAUAAGUUGCCAUUGUACGCAAGGCUUCACAUGAAUUCUGAAACGCUCUAGAAACAAUGACUGAAACAAAUGCAGAAACCAAAACCAGAACUGACAUGGAUGUGCUGUAAUCUUGGGCUGGCUGGCUGAAAGCAUCGUUGGUGUUAUCUGUGGUACAGACUUUAUCUAUGUAAUCUAUCUAAUAUUACGGUUCAUCACUUUGCCAAUUAACUUUGUGUGAUCAAAAUAAAAGAAACAAAAAAGAAAUGUCAAAAACGCGCAUUUGAUUUGAUGAAUCGGCAUCGUGUUUCCAUGGUGAUAACAAUAUUACACAUAUAUAAAUAUCUAUGAGGGCAUGUAUUAGUUCUGAAGUUAAUAAAGGAGGGAAAAGUCUGAAUGGCUAACAUGGCAUAGCAGCUACAGUGUACGUGGCAGAAUAUUAAAUUGUACAUGUGUCAAAUGUG